Molecule: messenger RNA, 336 nt
Organism: Cyphellophora attinorum
Lineage: Eukaryota; Fungi; Ascomycota; Eurotiomycetes; Chaetothyriales; Cyphellophoraceae
Exons: 1
Coding region: 1-336 (111 amino acids)
Source: RefSeq, a predicted model, not a curated record
AUGUCCCAGUUCUCAAUCCCGCGGGCCCACGCCGGCGCUCACCGCGCCAGAAGAUCCCCUGAAACCCCAGCAGCUCCACGACACGCACAUGCACACCGCAACACAACACCGCUGACCGAAUUGAACAACCUGCGGAACAAGGUGAAGGAUCUGGAGGCCAAAAACAAGACGUUGGCGGCCCGGGUCGAGGAGAUGACCAAGCGAUACAGAGAGCUGUGGGGGAAGUAUGAGGACAAGAAGGGGCUUCUGACUGCCGCGCAGAAGAAAUUGGGUGGGGUGGAGGAGGAGCUGAGGAGGUUGAGGGAGAGGUGGAGUGCGGUGAAGAAGUUGAUGUAG